UCAGAACUGUCACCGUGGGACGGCUGAGUUCAUAACUGGUACGACAGCGAACACUUUUGAACAUCCAGGAAGACUUCCUGUUGCACAGUAUCUUUUGCAUAUACGUACAGGACGAGAGACCAAAAGCAGCUGGACUAUCCAUGGGCAUACCUGCAAAACUGAGCACCAGUUUGUAAAUCCCGCAGGCACUCGUGUUCAAAUUGUCGACCGGUGUCCGAGCUGCCAGCCGAGAGAGAUUUAGAGGAGCGACAACCAUGUAUGCUCCGAAGAAGCAGGCAUCUACAACACACGGCUUCGGCCCCGGUGUUUCUAUUAGCUUUUUUUCUUUCACACAGCCUUCCACUGCGAACAUACGUUGUUUCCACGUAAGCUUCUGAUGCUUGUGAAAGCGGAUUCUGGAUUUUCAGACUUAAUAAAACGAACAGCAACGACCUAACCGUAGAAGUGUAAAUCCAUAUUUUGGGGAGAAAAUGAUUUCGCGAAAACAUAUAUAUCGCUUUUGAAAUGGACACAAAUCAGCGUCUGUGGCGACAAGGAAAGCGGACUCAUCGCACAGUGAUGGAAUUCAAGACCUCAAAAUUAGAAGGGUGUUUCUUUCUUUACUACACUCGUCCUGUUUCGGGACCAGUUCAGGAAGGUGUUUUCUUGGACGAAGAUCCGGUUUUAAUGCCAUCGGUGCAGCUGCUUUCGCGGCCUCAAACUAUUUGUCUUGGAAAAUGAUAUAUGUUGACGUCUCAACACGUUGUUAAGAAGCCGUGCUUGUUAGCAAAUCAUAAGUAAGACGCGCGCACGAGAUGUCUGUGUCGCCAGAUCAUUCUCAUUGGUGGUAGUCACUCCUGCAGUCAUGCCACACACGACAGCGCCACGCUGGAAUAAGAAUAAUUACCAUGCGUCGCCUGAUUAGCCAUUCGUUCUUCAGGUUUCUUUGUUCUCUAGCCAUCGCUUCAUUUUUGAUGUUAGACAUCACUUGCCAAGCAGUUUUUGAUCACUGCCAGAAGUAUUGCGUAGUGAGCGUAGGUAAGCAACAGUGUCGAUCGCAAGCGGGAUGGUGCAGAUUCCGUGAGCUUCGAACAUUGACUGAUCAACUUAAACAGCGGAGGUGGCACUGCUGGCGUUAAAACGACUGUAAGAGGGAAGAAUAUUUCGCUGGCUGCAUCUGGCGUCCGUGCUCGACUUUCCUGAACCCCGUCGUCGGCGCACGUGCGUUAGUGCCCCGGCUAGUCAAACACACAUUGAGCAUGAUUCCUGGCACCAAUCCAUAAUCACUUCUGUCAUUCUCCUCCUAUUCUCUUUUUACCAGCUCCAUUUCUGGAAAAGCUCUGUCAGAAUUCGACGAGCACGUUUCUAUCAUCAUACAUUAGGCAAAGAUGAAGUUUGGAGCUGUUUCUGUCGCUGUCUUUCUGGCAGUGAGCAGUGGGGCGGAGGCCGGACCUGGAAAAAAAGGGGGCUACACGACGACAAGCACUUCAAAGCCCAACCCUCUGAACGUUGAACGAGAGUGCUUCAAGGUUCCUUACAGCGUGGAGAAGACAUGCUACAAGGACGAAAAAGUUUCUCGCCCGUACACAUGCCCCUCUCCACUUGAAGAAGAGGUGUGCCAUACCAUCAGCGAGGAGGCGCCUGAUACCUGUUACAAGCUAGUCCAAAAAGAAGUCCAGUAUGAAUGCCCGAAGGCGACGAAGCAGCAGUUGUGCUCGACCAUCCCCGUGACCCUGAACAAGAACUGUAAGAAGUCGGUGACUGAGAAGGUUGCCGGAUCAUGCCCAAAAAUCAUCAACGUGCCCCAAUGCGAGAUUAUAUCUAAACCAAGCCAAGACUCUUGCUUUGAACCUGAAGCCUUUGAGCAGGAGUAUGAGUGCUGGGGGUCCGAGACUCACCGAGAAUGCGAGGUGGAGAUGCGGCUGGUGAACGACAUGUGUAACAGAACAAUCGACUCGCCCGUGCCGUACGAAUACGAAGAUACGAUCCUGGAGAAAGUUUGCACGACGAAGCUGCACCAGAAGGUCGGGGAAUGCCGGAAGAGCAUCGAAACUGAAGAGCAGUAUUCUUGCCCCGAGACAAAAUGGGAGAAGCGAUGCUUCGAGACGUCCAAGCUGGUCCAGGCGCCUUGUGAGAAGCAAAUUGUUGCAGAGGAAGCUUACGACUGCAGUGAAACGAAGCACGAAUCGGUCCAGAAAACUUGCAGUCGACGUAUCCCUAAGAAGACAAUGGUAGAACGGUGCGCCCCAAGCAAGAAGGAACAUUCGAAGAAGCUGAGACGGUUGGGACCUGCGAAAAAGGGUGGCAACUGUCAGUUGGUCGAGGUCCUCUCUGAGGAGAUUGAGACGUACCCGUGCGACGAAGAAGUUCUCGUGGCAGUGCCCAAAGUCUGCACCCGUCAAAUAAGCAAGUCUGUGACAGAGAUGUGCCCGAAACAAGUUCCGGAUUCAGAGUGUACCAUGGAGUCAAUUGUAAUUCCAAAGUUAUGCUCCAGAAAGGUGUCCCAGCAGAUCGAUGUCCCUUGCGAGGCACAGACCCAAGAAGAAGUGUGCGAAGAUGUGCCCAGAAAAGUCACGAAGCAAGGCUAUCGUUUCGAAAAGAAAAACGAGACCUUUGCAUGCCAGCGACACGAAUUUGAGGAAAAGUGCUAUGAAGUGAAGAAGCCGAAGAGAGAUACCUGCGUGGCGACCUUGUUCAGGACAGUCGAGAAGCCGUGCACCCGACAAGAGUUCCAGGAGGUAUGCCGUGAUGAACAACAACUUACAAUGCAGCCAUGCCUAGAAGAGAAGAAGCAUCAAAUUGAGGUGCCUUGCCCUGAGCAGACGACUCAGGAGAAGUGCAUCUACGUUCCUGUGUAUGAGAUGGGCACCUGCACAACAGUCAUCCAAGAAGUCGAACAAGGUCCUUGCAAGAAGCAGCAGCCGGCAAUUCGUUGUGAAACUUUGAAAUCGGAUCGUGCUGGAACCUGCUUCAGGUCUGACAGUAUCCAGGUUCCGUACACGUGCUACGAAACCGCGUAUGAAGAGAAGUGUGUCGAGCUUCCAGUGACCGGCGCCCCUCCUCCCCCUCCCGGAAAGAAACUCUAAAUGCCAGACAAGUGCCGGCAGUAGGCUAAAUGAAAUUCCGAUCUUUCGCGUUUUUUUUAUCUCCUUGCGCCCAUCAUUUAGUGAAUGUAUGUGAUAUAAACAUGCUGAACGAAUGACAGAACCCUUCGUUGACUGAUUGAAUCCAUUGUCAAAAGCAUCCUCGCUGUAUACAGGCAAAGCAACUGUACUUCAAGCUCUAAAUCUCAGUAUGGUACCGGUGUUCGUGUUUGUCUUGAAGCUGUAGUCAAUCACAGUGUUGAUUUGGUAUAAACAUAGGACGCCAACCAGUGGAAGGACUGAUUGUAAUAAGGGUCCCAGAUGGCCAAGUUAUUCCUGUAGAGAAAACGGGUCUUUCACUUUCGUUU
Toxoplasma gondii ME49 is the source of this 3430-nucleotide messenger RNA. Its product is annotated as Toxoplasma gondii family D protein. Lineage: Eukaryota; Apicomplexa; Conoidasida; Eucoccidiorida; Sarcocystidae. The record is from RefSeq and is a predicted model, not a curated record. The coding region runs from base 1368 to 3065 and encodes 565 amino acids. The transcript has a single exon.